Molecule: messenger RNA, 1709 nt
Organism: Symsagittifera roscoffensis
Lineage: Eukaryota; Metazoa; Xenacoelomorpha; Acoela; Convolutidae
Exons: 8
Coding region: 56-1534 (492 amino acids)
Source: RefSeq, a predicted model, not a curated record
UUGGUACACUUAGAUCAAAUAUUCUAAAUGACUUUUUUGCAUUUAAGAUACGAGAAUGAUAAUUACUACAAGCGAGAGUCAAUUCUUCUCCCACUCAAUUUUUUGGAUUAUGUUUGUGGUUUUUGUGGUGAAGUCAGUUCAUUCAACUGAGCUGGACUGCAUGAACCAGAUGGACAGUUCAAAAGGACAAUGCUUCUUAAUGUUACAAGAUCAUCCGCAAUGUUGUCGGGUCUUCGAGACCGAAAACUGUCGGGAGGAGCUGACGAAGCCCAAAGAUGAUGCAUCGCCUCACGUGGAUUUUCUAAACAACUCCCUUUCCUUCGAUAGAAGCAGGAAUCAACUCUGUAUACAUGGACUCGAAAUGAGGACGGGUGACAAAACAGGAAACCUCUUUGGCUUCCAAGUGUACACGACGAAGUGGCACAAAAAUCAGCCUAGGGAAGAAUUCUCGUCCCUCAGUUUCAUGCUUCUAUCGCCGUCCCCUCUUCCUCCAGUUGUGCCCACGGAUCCUAAGCUGAGUCCCCUCAAGGACAUGAUCAUGUGUAUUGGGUUGGGGACUGAAAUCAAUUCUACCUCACCAGAUGUGUAUGUGAAGCUGGAGAUGAUUCCUUUGAAACCGAACAAGCACGAGCCUCCACUGACACACCCCCAGAACCCAAUCUCCCUGUGCACCCUGGACAGUCUGCACCUGGAGAAGGAGGGCAGGUGUGAAGUGAAGAAGGUGGAAUUGACCCCGCAUACAUGCGAAGUGCAAGCGAAGCAGAAAGUAGAAGAGGUGACGCCUUUGAUGCCAUCAACCAACAUCCAGACUGAAAGACCAGAUAUUGACGUUAGCCAUACUGAAGAAAAAGGGACGGACUCAAAUAACUUCUGGCAACUUGUUCUGUGUGUGCCUGUUUGGGUAGUUGUGUUGAUUCUGGCUUUCAUUCUAAUUAUCAGUUGUGCCCUGCUGGCAGCUUUCGCCCGUGGCUGGCGAUGUAAAAAAAUUCACGGGAAAGACGAGGAGGUGAAUCAUGGUCCAAAUACAGAACCACUGCUUGAAGGUACUGCCCUUGCCCAAUCAGUGCGCGGAAACAAAGCAGCACAGAAUUUAACUGACGAUCCUAACAGCCAUAAUAACCCAGUCCAUCAUGAUUACGAUGCCACCUACUGCAGAAAUCAGGCUCCAAGAGAAGGCACAAAUUUCUCGGCCAAUACAGGACAUACAAACGAGGCAAACAGCGCCAAGUCUCAAAAACAGUUUGUAAAAAUUGAAGAUAGAAAAGACGACACACGUACAGGAGCUGAAAGUCUUCUACUAACAGGCGCUACUGGUGAUGGAUACUCGGUAGCAAUGGAAAACCAGGCGGAUUUGAUUGGGAACGGAGUUCAGCCGCACCAUGAUCAAACAAAACAAAGAAAGAGGGCCGCAGAAGCUUCCGAUUCGACACUAGUGGAUCCGACAAUUCAACUUAGAGGCGAAACGGAAAUUCACGCCACUUGCAAUUCACAAACUAAUAACCAAGAUCAAUCACAAUCAGAAUCGUCUUUGUAGAAGGACGUUGAUCUUUGCUCGAUGGAAUCUCAAAUGAAUCUACUUAGUAAUAAAUGAACUGUAUUUGUAGACUGCCAAGAAACUGCUUUUACUCUAAUAUAUGUUUUUUUUGUACUCUACAUUAAAACAUUUUUAAGCCUAGUUGACUACCUAUCAUACAAUUUCAUAUAUGGAG